This is a messenger RNA of Linum tenue, 1292 nucleotides long. The record is from the annotation of a GenBank genome assembly. NCBI's taxonomy places the organism in Eukaryota, Viridiplantae, Streptophyta, Magnoliopsida, Malpighiales, Linaceae.
ACCACACGGCAGCCGAAUCCCUCCGCCGAUCAAAUCUCUCUCUCUUUUUCUACCUUUCUCACUCCAGAUCUCUGGCUCGGCCGAUUAAAUAUGCUAUUCAAUUUGAAGUCCUGGUCGAAGACCGUCUACGACGAAGAAUUCGAUGAGCAAGAAGCGGCGAAUCAGGUGGUGGUUCGUCCGUCGCCGGAAAAAUUAGCGAUAGAUCAGGAGACAGGGGAGGAGCCUUCGCCGGCGCCGCCGACGCCACCAGAGAGCGCGAGCAGCUCUUCUACCGACGACGGUGGCGGAGGCGGAUGGUCGACGUCGCUGACGGUGUGGAGAAAAUCACUUGUAAUGAACUGCCAUGGUUUCACGGUGAUAAAUUCCGACGGAAAUCUCGUCUACCGCGUGGAUAAUUACUGCGGCCGCCCCGACGAACUCACCCUCAUGGACGCCGCCGGGAAAUCCGUCCUCACAAUGCUUCACCACACUAAGAAGUUUGGGCUGGUGGACAGCUGGCUAGUAUACGAGGGGGACGCGGAGGCGGCGGUGGUGGCGGGGCAGAAUCCGGCGGCGGAGGCGGUGAGAUUCGUGCCGAAGAAGCCGAUGUGGUGCGUGAAGAAGCAGAAGGGACUCCUGCUGUCGGCGGGGAACAGCGGCAGCAGCAGCAGUAGUAAAGGUAACGCGGUGGCCGCUUACGUGUACAAAGGGAGCUCGGGGAAGAGGAAUUGGUCGUACGCGAUCGAAGGAUCGUACGGUCAGCGAUCGUGCAAGGUGGUGGAGUACGAGUCGAGGAAGGAAGUGGCGGAGAUACGGCGGAAGGAGGCGGCGGUCGGAGGGGUUUCGCUGGGGGCGGAGGUGUUUGUUCUGUCCGUACGGUCAGGGUUCGACUCCGGCUUCGCCAUGGCUCUGGUUUUGCUUCUCGAUCAAAUGUUCUCAUGAUUUUUUUUUUUGGUAUUCUUAUAAUUAAUAGAUUUUUCUUGUGUACAGAAGUCCUGCGGUAAUGUAUUGAUUAAUCUGUUGAUCAAGUUGUGAGUUGAUUAAGUGUGUAAUAAUGGUGAUUAGCUUAAGCUAGCCGUGGGUAGAAUGUGGAAUGAGAGAGAGAGAGAGAGAGAGAGAGAGGUCACGGGCCAUAUAUCCUUGUGAUGAAAAGCUAGUGGGGGCGGGCAAUUUUGUUCCAUCGAAUCUGAUUGAUACUGCAGUUUAGUUUAUUUGUCAUAUAAAUACAAGAUUUUGGAUUUUUUACUUGAUUAUGAAUCACAGGGAGAUCGAUCCAGUGGUUGUUUUUCUUCUUCUCUCUUCUUUGUUCGAAU